AGCUAGCCAACACUCACCAGCAGUCCUCACACACGUGUGUGUCAGCGCUACAGGACUUACUUCCGGUUCAACAUGGCGGCAUCCAUGGCAUGUCAGGCGGCUGUGAGAGGACUCCGAUCGGCGAGCACUAAACAACUGCUUGUGAGCCGAAACCAGUUAGUGAGGGUAAGUCCCAGAAGAUGGCUGAACCUGCAAGAGUACCAGAGCAAGAAGCUGAUGCAGGACAGUGGCGUGACUGUACAGCACUUCUUUGUGGCUGACACUGCCUCUGAAGCCCUGGAGGCUGCCAAGAGACUCAAAGCAAAGGAGAUUGUCCUGAAAGCUCAGAUUUUAGCAGGAGGAAGAGGCAAAGGAGUGUUCGACAGUGGCCUGAAAGGAGGGGUGCAUUUAACAAAAGAUCCUGUUGUUGUUGGAGAGUUGGCCGGUAAGAUGCUCGGCUUCAAUCUGACCACCAAACAGACCCCUAAGGAAGGAGUGAAAGUAAAAACGGUGAUGGUUGCCGAAGCUCUGGAUAUCUCCAGGGAAACAUAUUUUGCCAUCCUGAUGGACCGUUCCUGUAAUGGACCCGUGAUGGUGGGCAGCCCUCAGGGUGGUGUGGACAUAGAGGAAGUGGCUGCCACCACACCAGAGCUCAUCUUCAAGGAAGUCAUAGAUAUCUUCGAGGGGGUCCGAGAUGACCAGGCGCUACGUAUGGCAGCUAAUUUGGGAUUCAAAGGACCGUUGGAAAGACAGGCUGCAGAUCAGAUUAAGCGACUCUAUGAUCUGUUCCUCAAAGUCGACGCCACUCAAGUCGAAGUCAAUCCACUCGGAGAAACACCUGAAGGACAAGUCGUGUGCUUUGAUGCUAAAAUCAACUUCGACGACAAUGCAGAGUUCAGACAGAAAGCUGUGUUUGCCAUGGAUGAUACCGCAGAGAGCGACCCCUUGGAGACCGAAGCAGCCAAAUAUGAUCUCAAGUACAUCGGACUGGAUGGAAACAUAGCCUGUUUUGUUAAUGGUGCUGGCCUUGCUAUGGCAACAUGUGACAUCAUCGACUUGCAUGGUGGAAAGCCUGCUAACUUCCUGGACCUGGGUGGAGGUGUAAAGGAGAACCAGGUGUACGUAGCCUUCAAGCUUCUCACUGCCGAUCCCAAGGUAGAGGCCAUCUUGGUAAACAUCUUCGGAGGAAUUGUUAACUGUGCCAUCAUUGCUAACGGCAUAACCAAGGCCUGCAGAGAACUGGAGCUCAAGGUUCCCCUGGUGGUCAGGCUCGAAGGAACCAAUGUUCAGGAGGCGAAGCGUAUUCUUUCUGAGAGUGGGCUGCCCAUCACCUCUGCCAGUGACCUCGAUGAUGCCGCCAAGAAAGCUGUUGCCGCCAUUGCCAAGAAAUAAAUGCAUAUAUGCAUACACACCAUUCUUAUACACCUCACCAACAGAGCUGAGGCAUGACAUAAACAGAGCCAUACACACUUCAUGCACACACACGCCUGAAAAGCUUCCUGCUGAACCACAGAGACAUACAGUACCAGCCUUGUCCAGUUUUUCCAGGGUCAAUAGUGUAUUUGAGACCCUCUUCACUGGUCCCAACUUCUCAAAGUCUUGGGAACGUGACUUUUCCUGGAGUUAGCAUUUGUGUUGUUCAAUAAAUAACGGCGUUAUAUUCAUUGCCUUACUUUAAGCCUUUUUUAUGGAAAGGUUCCUUUAUUGAUAAUUUUUUUUAAAUUAAACUUAAAUAGCUUAAUU
Messenger RNA from Sinocyclocheilus grahami, 1722 nucleotides. Its product is annotated as succinate-CoA ligase GDP-forming subunit beta. The record is from RefSeq and is a predicted model, not a curated record. The transcript is spliced from 11 exons. Gene Ontology annotation, molecular function: ATP binding; succinate-CoA ligase (GDP-forming) activity. Lineage: Eukaryota; Metazoa; Chordata; Actinopteri; Cypriniformes; Cyprinidae. Gene Ontology annotation, biological process: succinyl-CoA metabolic process; tricarboxylic acid cycle. Bases 73 to 1371 code for a protein of 432 amino acids. Gene Ontology annotation, cellular component: mitochondrion; succinate-CoA ligase complex.